CUCUUUCAUCCGGAUGCUUUUCCCAGAAAAGCUCGAUUCUGACAAAAAGGGACGACCAACCACUGCGGGCUCCAAAAUCAAGAAACAGGCCAACGACCUGGUGAACACGCUAAUGAAGUGCACCCCACACUACAUCCGCUGCAUCAAGCCCAAUGAGACCAAGAAGCCGCGGGACUGGGAGGAGAGCAGGGUGAAGCACCAAGUCGAGUACCUGGGGCUGAAGGAGAACAUCCGGGUGCGCCGGGCGGGAUUCGCCUACCGCCGCCUCUUCCACAAAUUCCUGCACCGCUACGCCAUCCUCACCCCCGAGACGUGGCCGUCCUGGCGCGGGGACGAGCGCCAAGGGGUGCAGCACUUGCUGUGCUCCGUCAACAUGGACCCGGACCAGUACCAGAUGGGUCGGAGCAAGGUGUUUGUCAAGAACCCCGAGUCGCUCUUCCUCCUCGAAGAGAUGCGGGAGAGAAAAUUCGACAGCUUUGCCCGGGUGAUCCAGAAGGCCUGGCGCCGGCACAUCGCUGUCCGGAAGUACGAGCAGAUGCGGGAGGAGGCCUCCAACAUCCUCUACAACUUCAAAGAGCGGAGGAGGAACAGCAUCAACAGGAAUUUCGUGGGCGAUUACCUGGGCAUGGAUGAGCGGCCGGAGCUGCGCCAGUUCCUGGCCAAGCGGGAGCGGAUCGACUUCGCCGACUCCGUCACUAAGUACGACCGGAGGUUCAAGCCCAUCAAGCGGGACUUCAUCCUCACCCCCAAGUACUUCUACCUGAUCGGGCGGGAGAAGGUGAAGAAAGGUCCCGAGAAGGGGCAGAUCAAGGAGGUGCUCAAGAAGAAGGUGGAGCUCCAGGCGGUGAGCGGCGUCUCGCUGAGCACCAGGCAGGAUGACUUCUUCAUCCUUCACGAGAACAAUGCCGACAAUUUCUUGGAGUCCAUCUUCAAGACAGAGCUGAUCAGCCUGCUGUGCAAACGCUACGAGGAGCUCACCCAUGCCAAGCUGCAGCUCUCCUUCAAGGACACACUACAGUUUCGGGUGAAGAAGGAGGGCUGGGGCGGUGGUGGCACCCGCAACAUCACCUUCGUCAGAGGACAGGGCGAC
Messenger RNA from Tauraco erythrolophus (red-crested turaco), 1090 nucleotides. NCBI's taxonomy places the organism in Eukaryota, Metazoa, Chordata, Aves, Musophagiformes, Musophagidae. The record is from RefSeq and is a predicted model, not a curated record.